GAAUGAUUUUUACCCGGCUUUUCUUCCAGCACUUUGAUCAUACCACAACGGAAAAUUCAGCGCAACCGAGUCUCCCUUCUCCUCCUAAAAAACAGUAAACGUUCCUCUCACGAUUUCCGUUUGGACGUCGCCGUUGUCGACAAUUCUCCGUCACCGGUGGUCCUCGGCGGUCUCCUAAAGAUGUCUGCGGUCGGAUCUUCUUUAUCGCAGUACACGUACCCCAACGGGACCUACUUUCCGACGCCAUUCCACCUUCAACAGCAACAACCGCAAGCCUACAUCGGCCCCGCCUCCCUCCCCCCUGUUCAAGUCCCCGUUCCUUCCGUCGUUCCUGCAGUAUAUCCAGUUACCGCCCCUCUUCCGAGUACAUCCCUAUCUCAAUACCAACAAGCAAAUCAGCUGUUUCAAAGGGUUGCUCAAAUAGUUACACCAGAAGCAAUUGAGAAUGUGAAAGCCGCACUUGCAAGCAGUGAAAUCGAACAGAAAGCUGAUGCUAAGAAGAAAGCAGUUCAUCGUAAAGCUGCUGGCCAAACUUGGGAGGAUCCCACCCUUGCUGAUUGGCCAGAAAAUGAUUAUCGCUUAUUUUGUGGUGAUCUUGGAAAUGAGGUGAAUGAUGAUGUUUUAUCAAAAGCAUUUUCAAGAUUCCGAUCAUUUAACAUGGCCAGGAUAUACAUGCUCCUUCGUUGGCAUGUCCCGAUUUGCCUGGCAUUUGCAUGUCCCUCUAUUUUUCCUGUUGUCCAUCAAGGUUGUGAGAGACAAAAGAACAGGCAAAACAAAAGGCUAUGGAUUUGUGAGUUUUUCCAACCCUUUAGAUCUUGCAGCAGCCCUUAAAGAAAUUAAUGAGCGCAAGGUCUUUCAUAGCUAAGUAAUCAAUUUCACAGACCCCCAACGAGCAAGAAAUGGGAAAUAUGUUGGAAAUCGACCUAUCAAACUUCGGAAGAGUAGGUGGCAAGAUAGGAUUGACUAUGAAGCUUUAGAAAGGCAAAAGAACCAAACUCAAAAGAAGACCAAGAUGCCCAAGAAGAACAUAUUGCACAAGUGAAUGCUGAUAAGGCAUGCAAUUUGAGAUUCAAAGACAAGCUGCGUAGGAAUAAUUUUUUGUUAAACUUUAGAAAUUUAUCUGAUGUAAUUAUGUUUGGAGUACUAGUUAUCCCUGGUAGUCCGACAUGAUUGUAUGAAAUACAUAUGGGAUUUCAUCUUUUCUUUAGAUGCAAGAUCUCUGUUAAUGUGUAGAUUUCUUCUGAACUAUAUAUCGAAGUGGAAAUAGUGGAUGCAGGUAUUGGUAGACUUGGUUCUAGAACCGGACUUGAACAAUGCAGGUACAAGGCCGGGCUGGUUGUUAGAAUUGAUUGGAAGUGCUUGUAAAUUUUAUUAAUAAAUCAAAUCAUGGCGUUUGGGAUAGAAGGAAAAGUAACUUAUUUUAGUUGGAUAGAACUCACAGAAGUGAUUGUGAUUGUGAUCUUUGUUACGUUAUGUUUGCCUUGAACUAUUAAAAUUUAGCCAUUAAU
Molecule: messenger RNA, 1508 nt
Organism: Cuscuta epithymum
Lineage: Eukaryota; Viridiplantae; Streptophyta; Magnoliopsida; Solanales; Convolvulaceae
Source: the annotation of a GenBank genome assembly